Peronospora belbahrii is the source of this 1170-nucleotide messenger RNA. The record is from the annotation of a GenBank genome assembly. Lineage: Eukaryota; Oomycota; Peronosporomycetes; Peronosporales; Peronosporaceae.
AUGCUAUCACAUCGUCUCGAGUCAUUCGGUCGUAUUGCAUCUUUACGUGCUUUUUCAACUGGUAUGAUGGAUAUUAAGGUAUCAAACCUUAUCAUUGAUCGCACAUGUCAUCCAAAAGUGAAAAUACCUAAGGAGAAGCUUCAGUUUGGUAAAACGUUUACAGAUCAUAUGCUAGAAGUCGAUUGGGAAAGUGGAAAAGGGUGGGGAAAUCCAGCCAUUCGUCCCUAUGGUCCGAUUUCCAUGGAUCCAGCAAGUGCCGUAUUACAUUAUGCCCUUGAAUGUUUUGAAGGUAUGAAAGCAUAUAUUGAUGCUCAAGGUCAUGUGCGACUCUUUCGUCCAGACAUGAAUAUGAAGCGGCUUAAUAGUUCCAUGAAACGUCUCUUGCUACCGGAAUUCAAUGGAGACGAAUUGACAAAAUGUCUUGCGGAGCUUCUUCGUCUUGAUAAGGACUGGGUACCUACGGGUGAAGGAUACUCACUUUAUAUUCGUCCGACAGGCAUUAGUACGCAAGCUUCUAUUGGUGUAGGAGCUAGUGAGAAGGCCAAAUUAUUUGUCAUCUUAUCACCCGUAGGUCCGUAUUAUCCAGAAGGAUUCAACCCGGUCAAGCUGUGUGCCAAUGAUCGCUAUAUCCGUGCGUGGCCUGGUGGCACCGGUGGCUAUAAGCUUGGAGCAAACUAUGCCCCGGGUAUACUACCUCAGUACACUGCAAGUGAACAAGGGUAUUCACAAAAUUUGUGGAUCUUUGGACCUGAUCAUGAAAUCACCGAGGUCGGCACGAUGAACUUGUUUAUCCACUGGAUUAACGAGCAAGGUGAUAAGGAACUCAUUACACCACCGCUUACACGUGGUGACAUUCUACCUGGCAUCACACGUGAUUCAAUCUUGCAUCUGACGCGUGAGUGGAAUGAAUUCAAGGUGACAGAGGACAAUAUUAACAUGAAGCAGCUCCAGAAGGCCAGCAAGGAGAACCGUAUCCUCGAGAUUUUUGGUUCUGGUACUGCUGCUGUCGUCUCACCCGUGUCUACCAUUAACUACAUGGAUGAUGACCUGGUCAUUCCGCUUGAUGGUACGGACGGCAAGGCUGGAAAGCUCGCGGAGCGUGUGUGGAAAGAAUUGUCCGAUAUCCAGUAUGGCCGUCGCGAGCACCCGUGGUCGGUUAUUGUGGAUUGA